Messenger RNA from Angiostrongylus costaricensis, 288 nucleotides. The record is from the annotation of a GenBank genome assembly. NCBI's taxonomy places the organism in Eukaryota, Metazoa, Nematoda, Chromadorea, Rhabditida, Metastrongylidae.
AUGCCACCUUAUCUCAAAAAAGUGCUCGACCUCGUGAAUUCCUUUGAAGGAGCUCGAAAUUCCCGAAUUCUCAGUCCAAGAUUCGCUCCAGUGGUUCCGGAAAAACGUCGCAAUAAGGGUUUCCUUUCUCCAUCAUUAUUUCCUUUUUACAGCGACAACACAGAGGAGCAGAUACUCCCUAUUCCUAAGGUAUGUGCGCUAUUACGUUAUAGAAAUCACUUCUAUGCCAAUGAACGCUUUUUAUACGUCUCUUUAUUCAAGCCUAGAUUAAAACCAUUUGAUAAGUAA